GACGUGACAAGUGUCCAUCCUUUAAAAAUUGCAAUCAUUACUUGCGAACAGUUAUGUCCCGGAAGAAAAACGUCAAUAAAAAUGUGUCUAAAUCAACACGAUUUUAUUACAGCAGUAAGGAGGAACUUAUUGUUACAGCACAAGAUUCGAGUAAGACUAUUAAAAAACUCCAAGAGAAGCUCAAAAGAUCUGAUGAAUCAAAUUGA
Paramuricea clavata is the source of this 206-nucleotide messenger RNA. NCBI's taxonomy places the organism in Eukaryota, Metazoa, Cnidaria, Anthozoa, Malacalcyonacea, Plexauridae. The record is from the annotation of a GenBank genome assembly.